AGCGUCUGGGAUGCUGGCUCUCUGCACUGCGGUGUCUCUCGCCCGGCUCCGCCGGCCUGGGCUGACGCGCAGAGGCGGUAGGGUGCCCAGAGGAGCCCAGCCGCAGCCCCCACCGCAGUGACGGGCGGGGCAGAGGCGGGCCGGAGGGGCGGCCUCUUGGUACCCGGGCGGGACUUCCAGCAGCCCUGCGGGCGCCCCUCUCCCGGCUCACAGGCUCUCAGCUGUAGUUCCUGAGUGGGAUCCCGCAGGUGCAGGAACAAGGGCAGCCUGGAUCUCAGAGGAAGCAUCACCCACUCUCCUCUGGUCCCGACAUCCACAACUCGGCCAAGAAGUGACGGUGAGGCUUGGGCUGCCCAAAGGGAGGGGGCGAUUCCAAGACCCACCCUGUAGCAUCCCGGGUGGCUACCUCAGCAGCUACAUAGUCUCAGGCCAGCCUGGGAGGGGAGAGGCGCUCUAGACAGAUCACAUGGACUCUCGCUGCCGUGACACCUCUGCACAUCUGACCUGCACAUCUGACUCGUUUUCACGUCCCUUUCUUGUUCUUCCUACUGCAACCUUCCAAGUCGGUCUGCAGCCUCUCUCAGUACUCCAGGCACGAAAGGCAAGGAGACAUAUAGACUGCAGCCCUUUCAGCUUCCUGUCUUACUCCGUCCCUGGGGACCCUUGAGAGCUAGGGGCGCCUGGCACGAUGCUGGCCCUUUAAACCUUUGCUUUCCACCCAGAGUAUCUUCCAUCUCUCCAUAAGCGCCACUUCCGACAGCUGGCAACCGUGGGGAGCCCGGAGGAAGGGGGCAGGGUGGGCACCAUGCCCGGCCUGUACUGCCUCUCCAGCUGGACGCCGCUGCCACUCACCGACUCCAGUGUCCGGGCUUAUGCCAAGGGACCCUGCCUCAGCCUGCGGGCCCGGCUCACCUACCACAACCCGCAGCCCCAGCCCGUGGACGGCGUGUUCGUGUACCCGCUGGCUGAGGCCGAGGUGGUAUCUGGCUUUGAGGCUGAGGCGGCUGGACGGCGAGUCUCCUUCCAGCUGCAGAGCCGGCGUCGCUCGCAGGCCGCCUGCUGCCGCGCUCUGGGCCCGGGACUGGGGAUCUCUACGCCCCGUCGCUGCGCACAGGGUCAUCUUGUCUUGGAUCUGGCCCAAGCUCGGUCCACAUUGGUGCUGCCCACUGGCCUUGUUGCUGCGGCUGGUACCAUGACCGUGACCCUGUGCAGCAGCCGGGAGUUGCCCUCCAGGCCUGAUGGGGUGAUGCAUGUGGUCCUGCCCACUGUGUUCACUCCACUGGCCCAGCCAGGCCUGCCAGGGUCCCCCAGGUCUCCGGGGCUCUGUGACGACAGGUUGGGCCUAUGCCCCACCAGCUGCUUCGGGAUAGGCAGCCCUGAGGAGGAAAGGCUGACAUGGGAGCAAGCAGCGGCCCCUCCGGACGUGUUCUCAGGCCCCGCGCGCUGUCCUGCUCCAUACACCUUCUCAUUCGAGAUGCUGGUGACUGGACCGUGUCUGUUGGCAGGCCUGGAGAGCCCCUCGCAUGCCUUGCGUGCAGAUGCCCUCCCUCAUGCCAGCUCUGCAGCUACGAUCUGUGUUACCCUGGCAGAGGGCCAUCGAUGUGAUCGGGCCUUGGAGAUCCUUUUGUACCCCAGUGAGCCCCAUCAGCCACACUUGAUGUUGGAGGCUGGCAGCUUGAGCUCGGCAGAAUAUGAGGCCCAAGUGAGGACCCGCCAUGACUUUCAGAGGUUGCAGCGAAGGGACAGUGAUGGGGACCGGCAGGUGUGGUUCCUACAGCGACGUUUCCAUAAGGACAUCUUGCUGAACCCUGUGUUGGUGCUGAACUUCUGCCCAGACCUGAGCUCCAAGCCUGGACACCUGAGUGAAGCUACCCGGGAGCUCCUCUUCCUGUUAGACGGCAGCGGAGCAGGACACAAGGAUGCUAUUGUUUUGGCUGUAAAAUCCCUCCCAGCCCAGACACUUGUCAACCUAGUCAUGUUUGGGACAUUGGUCCAGCCCCUUUUCCCAGAGAGCCGGCCUUGCAGUGAUGAGACUGUACAGCAGAUCUGUGAGAGCAUCGAGGCUCUUCAGGCCCCUAGUGGCUCCCCUGAUGUGCGAGCUGUAUUGGACUGGGCCUUAGGGCAACCUCAGCACAGGGCCUACCCUCGACAGCUGUUCCUGAUCACGGCUGCCUCGCCAACGGCUGCCACUACUCACCAAGCCCUGGAGUUCAUGAGGUGGCACAGAGGGGCAGCCAGGUGCUUCUCCUUUGUGUUGGCACCUGCUUGCCACCAGCUGCUCCAUGGCUUGUCUGUCCUCAGCAGGGGGCAGACCUAUGUCCUGAGGGCUGGGGAGAGACUGCAGCCCAAGUUGGUGCAGGCCCUGCGGAAGGCACUGGAACCUGCUCUGAGUGACAUCUCCGUGGACUGGUUUGUGCCUGAUGCGGUGGAGGCGCUGCUCACCCCCCGGGAGAUCCCAACACUCUACCCUGGGGACCAGCUGCUUGGCUACUGCUCACUUUUCAGGGUGGAUGGCUUCCGGUCCCGUGCUCUAGGGGGCCAAGAGCCUGGUUGGCAGAGCUCGGGUGGUUCAGUGUUCCCAUCUCCAGAGGAGGGAGUAUCUGUCACCAGCCCUGGCACUGAGCCUACACACACCACAGAGCUGCUGGGGACAGGCACUGUGUCAGCAGAGCUGCCAAGCCCAUGGGCUGUGGGAGACGCAGAGCAGAGUAUGGAAGCUCUGACAGACCCAGUCACGGACCCUGGACCCAACCCCUCCUCCGACACAGCUAUAUGGCGCCGUAUCUUCCAGUCUUCAUAUAUCCGGGAGCAGUACGUGCUUACGCACUGCUCCGCCAGCCCUGAGCCAGGCCCAGGUUCCACGUGCAGCAGCGAGUCCCCAGGCUCCCAAGGCCCUGGCUCCCCCAGUGGUAGCCUUCCCCUGGAUCCCCCUUCUCAGCAGGGCUGCCGAAGCCUGGCCUGGGUAGAACCUGCAGGCUCCCGCUCCUGCCCGCUACCUGUACCCCCACCAUCUCCGUUCAAGGUGGGAGCCUUGAGUGCUGAGGUGCUGGGCCGCCCGCACAGAGCAGCUCUGGCUGGCCGAAGUCUUUCAUCUCCCUCAGGCCGGGCAAACCCAGUCCUUGGUAGACCCAGGCACCCGUCUCUAGAUGCAAUACCAGAUGGAUCAGGCCCUGAGCCAGGACAACAGCUGGGUCAAGGCCUGGAUGAUUCAGGAAACCUGCUCUCCCCAGCCCCCUUGGACUGGGAUAUGUUGAUGGAACCAUCUUUCUUGUUCAAGGCUGUGCCACCCAAUGGGGAAUCAGCCCCUCCAGCAGAGCCUCUGCCUCCCCAGACUCCACGUUGUCACGUGGUGAUCCGGGCCCUGUGUGGGGAGCAGCCGAUGUGCUGGGAGGUGGAGGUUGGGCUGGAGGAACUCUGGGGUCCUGGGAAUGGCUCACAACCUGCACCGCUCCCUGUGAGAGAAGCCGCAUGGGAUCAGGCACUCCACCGGCUGACAGCAGCCUCUGUGGUCCGGGACAACGAACAGCUGGCUCUCCGCGGAAGAGCUGAAACCACAGCUGAGCCCGGUCGAGUCAGAAGGUCCUGGCUCCGAGCCAUUCAGACAAGCAAGGUUAGCUGUGCCCCAUCCUGCUUUACCUGCCCUGUGGCUGUAGAUGCUGUCACUAGGGAGGUCUUGCCUGGAGCCCUACAGGUGUGGAGUUCAGAUCCAGCUGAGCUCUUAGGCACGUCUGCCUCUCGAGACCACCCAGCUGCGGCCCCUCCGCCCACAGCACUCCACUCUAAAGGUAGGGCUCAAAUGCAGUGGGCUGGGCACAGGCGGGCUGGAGACCACUUGCUGGGAUGGGGUGACCCUACUGUAGGACAUCAGGGAGGCUCUUCUGCAGGUGCCGGGGAACUGCACCUAAAUGACAACCCCAAGUCAGCAUUGGGGGAGCCCAGAUCCCCUCCUGGAGGUCAUCAUGACUUGCCCUACCAGCCUCCAGCCUCUUCCAGGCUCAGCCUGGGUCGUCAUCGCAGACUUCGCAGCUCCAAUAAGGGCCAGACAAGCGAGAGCAACAAUGAAGGCAGCAAUCAUGACUACCUGCCUUUGGUGCGACUGCAAGAAGCACCAGGCUCCUUCCGCCUGGAUGAACCCUUCUGUGCUGCUGUGUGCAUUCCUCAAGACCGCCUGUGCCGAGCCUCACCCUUUGCGGCACACCGCGCCAGCCUCAGUCCCACCUCAGCCUCAUCUCCUUGGGCACUUCUGGGCCCUGGUAUUGGCCAGGGUGACAGUGCCACAGCCUCCUGCAGCCAGUCACCCAGCUCAGGCUCUGAGGGUCCAGGCCAGGUAGAUAGUGGGCGGGGCUCCGAUACCGAGGCCUCAGACGGAGUGGAAAGGCAGGGCAGCUGCGAUCUGCGAGGGCGCACUUGGGCCACAGCUGUGGCCCUGGCAUGGCUGGAGCACCGCUGUGCUGCUGCCUUCGGCGAGUGGGAACUGACUGCAUCCAAAGCUGAUUGCUGGCUCAGGGCCCAGCACCUGCCUGAUGGCCUUGAUCUGACUGCUCUUAAAGCCGCUGCCCGGGGCCUCUUCCUGUUACUGCGACACUGGGACCAGAAUCUGCAGCUACACUGGCUGUGUUACAGCCCUGCAAAUGUGUAA
Messenger RNA from Acomys russatus (golden spiny mouse), 4639 nucleotides. It is a transcript of the gene Vwa5b2, whose product is annotated as von Willebrand factor A domain containing 5B2. The record is from RefSeq and is a predicted model, not a curated record. NCBI's taxonomy places the organism in Eukaryota, Metazoa, Chordata, Mammalia, Rodentia, Muridae. Bases 806 to 4639 code for a protein of 1277 amino acids. The transcript has 19 exons.